AUGCCGUCCCUCCACAAUUCCGGUUUCGACCUGCCUCUUGCGAAAAGACAGAAAAGGAAAGCAGACGAGGGUCCGCAGCGAGUUGCAGAAACAGCUGGGUCCAAGAUCUUUUCCCCAUAUAGAACUCUAGGACUGGUCUCACCAACAAUAGUUCCUUUUACGUGCGUUCGGCUUGGGAAAGCUACUUUUCAGAUUACAACCUGUGUUGGCCGUUCCCUGCAAACUUAUGAUUUGAGGAAAGGACUCAACUUGGUAUUCGUCAGCAGACCUCAGACUCCGGAGAUUAUCACAGCUACUUUUGCAUGGCAGGACAAAGUCUUCGCAGCAUGGGGAGAUGUUCGUCCUGGAUCUUCCCGAGGCGUAUGGGUCUUCAAACGUGGCAAGAAGAUAGCGUCUUUAGGAGUUCCGCCAGUUGCAUUUGAACCAAUUGAUCGGCUCCUUGUUUUUUGGUUCAUGGAUUGUCGGUUGCAGCAGAAAAUGCAUACAGAGGAGAUUUAUACGAGGGAGAUGUGCACUAUGCCGACGUAUCUAAACAAAAUUUUUGUAGGAAGACAUGACGGACUGGUUGAUAUUUGGAACGUGAAGACUGGAAAGUUGAUCUACUCCAUUGUCCCGGCAUCAAUGGAAGCAGGAGGCGUGACCUCACUUGAGCCGAGCACUGUGUUAUCUCUCAUUGCUGUUGCAUACAAAAACGGAGGACUUUAUAUCUAUAACAUUGAAACAGGUCAAGUUUUUAUGUCAUUAAGAACAAAUUCUUCGAAGAUGCCACAAAUCACCUCUAUUGCAUUCAGGAGUGAUGGAAUAGGUGCUGGUGAUGAUGGCCAAAAGCCAGGAGUUAUGGCAACAACUUGCAUUGACAGUGGUGAUAUUACAAUGUGGGAUUUCAACGGCGGUAGCAGAGUCACAGGCACUCUGCGCAGCGCUCACCUAGUGUCCCAGAACGAAGCAGGAUCUGGGAUCAACCACAUAAAAUUUUUGGCCGGCCAGCCUGUCCUUGUUUCAUCUGGGAAAGACAAUGCACUAAGGACUUGGGUUUUUGACCACAGCACAUUCUCACCAAUCCCUAGGCCUCUACAUUCAAGGCGCGGUCACUCUGCUGCAAUAACUACUCUUGAUUUCCUUCCCUCACUAUCUGACGGUUCAGAAUUCCGUGGUAAAUGGUUAUUGAGCGCAAGCAAGGACCGCAGUCUCUGGGGCUUCAGUGUCCGGAAAGAUAGCCAGAAUACCGAAAUUUCGCAAGGUUCCGUGGAGCGGAAAGCGAAUAAGCGUGCUGGUGCUUCCCUUGUGACUAAUAGAGCUCAUAUCAUAGCGCAAGAGGACUUUAAAGCUUCGGAGGUUACCUGCAUCGCGUGCUCGUUAAAUCGCGACGGAGGGAUCGGUGUUACGACCUCAGGAUCAGUCUGGGCAAAUCCAAAAUCUAAAAACACAGAAGCUUCGAAUCGAACGGGCUGGGAAAGUAUAGUAACUGGUCAUCGGGGAGAUAGAUAUGCCCGAACUUGGUUUUGGGGUAAAAAGAAGGCAGGGCGUUGGAUAUUCGAGACAAGUGAUGGGACAGAUGUGAAGAGUGUUGCGAUUACUCAGUGUGGAACUUUUGCUUUGGUCGGGUCAGCUGGAGGUAGCAUUGAUAUGUUCAAUAUGCAAUCCGGAGCAUAUCGACAGAGCUUCCCUACUGCUGAAAUAAAAGGAAAUAAUUCUGUCAGGCCGGGCGCAUUGGUCGCUUUGAAGGAUUGUUCGAAGCAUACCAAAUCAGUCACCGGUUUAUGGGUAGAUGGCCUUAACCAGACCGUUAUAAGCUGUAGUCUUGAUGGAAAAGUUAAGUUCUGGGACUUCCGGUCUGGGGUACUUCUUAAUGAGCUCAACUGGCAUCCGUUGACAUCCAUUACUGGGCUCCGGUACAGUAGUGCCAGUGACUUGGCUGCCUUCAGCUGCGACGACCUUUCGAUCCGCGUCGUAGAUAUCCAAAUGAAAAAGGUCGUGCACAUGGCCAUCCCGACUGCUUCCGGUGAACAUGGAACCGAGCCCAUCGAAGCUGUAUUCCGUGCAGAACACGAGCGAGCAGAAUCAGCCGGCCCUAUAUUAUGCACAGAACAACUCAGCCAGGAGAUGAUGACCCUCAGUGUCGUCCCCAGGAACAAGUGGCAAGCGUUAAUUAAUUUGGAUCUAAUUAAGGAACGCAAUAAGCCCAAUACUCCUCCCAAAGCUUCUCAAAAAGCGCCUUUUUUUCUUCCAACAAUUAGUGCAACAAGCGAUUCCAAAGCAGACGUUGAUCUCGAAUUAUUAGUCGAUAUUACGGCUGCUGAACGCUCGCAAAUUGCCAAAAUGCAGCAAUCCAAACGCGCAGAUAUUGCGAACUCUCGAUUCACAGCUCUCUUGCAAAAUGGCCACGCGUCUGGGGACUUCGAACCAUUUGUGGAUUAUUUAAAGUCUUUGUCCCCAGCAAAGGCAGACCUCGAGAUCAGAUCGCUUGAUCCGAUGAUAUCAAACGGCCGCUCGGAACUAUCGGAUUUUAUUCAUGCACUGUCUAGUCGUCUUCACCAACGAAAAGACUUCGAGCUCGUCAACGCUUGGAUGGCGGUAGUAUUGAAAGUGCAUGCAGACAUUAUUGCAAAAUGCUCGAUCUCAUGUGAUCUAGGUAAGAAAAAUGUAUUAAAAGAAUCUCUUCUUGCAUGGAGCAACAUGCAACAACGAGAGGCACAACGUUUAGCUCAAUUGGUUGGUUAUUGCCGAGGUGUUGUGGGAUUUCUGCGAUCAUCUCGUUAA
Molecule: messenger RNA, 2760 nt
Organism: Aspergillus tanneri
Lineage: Eukaryota; Fungi; Ascomycota; Eurotiomycetes; Eurotiales; Aspergillaceae
Product: rRNA-processing protein UTP21
Exons: 7
Coding region: 1-2760 (919 amino acids)
Biological process (GO): rRNA processing
Cellular component (GO): small-subunit processome; Pwp2p-containing subcomplex of 90S preribosome
Molecular function (GO): protein binding
Source: RefSeq, a predicted model, not a curated record